This is a messenger RNA of Sordaria macrospora k-hell, 1212 nucleotides long. RefSeq lists its product as uncharacterized. Gene Ontology annotation, molecular function: chromatin DNA binding; protein heterodimerization activity. Gene Ontology annotation, cellular component: epsilon DNA polymerase complex; CHRAC. Lineage: Eukaryota; Fungi; Ascomycota; Sordariomycetes; Sordariales; Sordariaceae. Gene Ontology annotation, biological process: heterochromatin formation; DNA damage response; leading strand elongation. The record is from RefSeq and is a predicted model, not a curated record.
AUGCCACCAAAGAAGAGCGACGGCACUCGUCGCAGCGACGUCUCGGUAGCACGCUUUGUUGUAGCCGACGAAGACACCACAAUGGCCGCCACGGGCGAACCAGUUCUCUCCGCCAACCCAGCCUCCGUCCUCGCCGCGGCCGCCCUCGAACGGGACUCUGAACCUCUUCCACCUGUACCCACAACAACAGCAACCUCCGAGAAGCAAACUACACCAGCACCUUCUGCAGCGGUGGCGGCCCAGUCUGUCCGCGCCAUGUCAACUACGGGAUCAGCAGUAGCAGGACCAACAUCACCAUCAGAGUCUAAGCGUGGCGGAGGAGGAGGAGGAUCAGAGAAGGACAAGGAACGGGAACGAGAAAAGGAACGGGAGAGGGAAAGGGAAAAGGAGCGCGAUGCCAUCACCAUUGAGGAUCUCACGCUUCCGAAAUCGAUCAUCACCCGUCUUGCCAAGGGGGUGUUGCCUUCGAAUACGCAGAUACAAGCGAAUGCGAUUCUGGCCAUGACUAAGAGUGCAACGGUCUUUAUCAGCCAUUUGGCUAAUGCUGCAAACGAACAUACCGUAUCAUCAGGAAAGAAAACCAUCAUGCCAGCGGACGUGUUCAAGGCUCUAGACGAGAUUGAGUACGGGUUCAUGCGGGACAAGUUGGAGGCCGAGUUUGCUAAGUUCAACGAAAUCCAAACCUCCAAACGAUCAGUCUACCGCAAAAAGGUCGCCGCAGCCAAGAAGGGCCUCGGCGGUGGUGGUUCCGGUUCCGUGUCCGGUGGUGGUGCUGGCGGCAGCGUAGCGGGCGACGGCGGCGGCGACGGCAACGACGACAGCGGCAGCGGCAGUAGCAACCAACAGAACCAAAACCAAUCCUCUGCACAGACAGCUACUACAUCGACAACAGACAGAGAACCAGGGGGACCUCGGUCAGCCAAGAAGGCGAAGGUGGAUCAUACCUCGUUGUCAUCGUCAUCAAAGAUGGACGUAGACGGAGAAGAGCUGCAAGAUCAGGACCCGUCGGAUGCGGAGACGGUUCCGGAUGAAGAGGUAGAUGAGGAGGACGAGGAAGAGGAGGAGGAGGAGGAGGAGGCGGAAGAGGAGGAGGAAGAAGAAGAUGAGGAGGAGGAGGAACAACCGCAAGAUGAUGAUGAAGGGGGGGCAGAUGAGGAAAGGGCGGGACCGCCUGAUGAGGAUGAGGCGCUUGUUGAUGAUGAUAGUGAUUAA